Malania oleifera is the source of this 2358-nucleotide messenger RNA. RefSeq names its product ruBisCO large subunit-binding protein subunit beta, chloroplastic. Gene Ontology annotation, molecular function: ATP binding; ATP-dependent protein folding chaperone. Gene Ontology annotation, biological process: protein refolding. The transcript is spliced from 15 exons. The coding region runs from base 250 to 2058 and encodes 602 amino acids. NCBI's taxonomy places the organism in Eukaryota, Viridiplantae, Streptophyta, Magnoliopsida, Santalales, Ximeniaceae. The record is from RefSeq and is a predicted model, not a curated record.
CCAGAAGGAGCCGUGGACUGUCAAUGCAGACAGAAUUUUCCGCUGAAGCUUUCUCUCUCUCUCCCUCUCUCUCUCUCGCUCUCCAGUCACCCGAGCUCCCGAAGAAAGCAGCCGCAGCCUCAUAAUCAAAACCUCUGAAAUCCUAGCUUCUAGCGCUGCUUUCAGAUCAUUCAUUGCAUGUAAUUUUAGGGAUAAUUGGUCUCUGAAGUUGCGGUUUCUUGAACAAUAGUGGCAUUAUCCUUCUCCACCAUGUCUUCAGUUGGCUUUUUGGUUCCUCCUGGCAGCUAUACAGUGGAUAAGAAGUUUCUGAGUUUGUUUGACAGAUUGGCUUCACUUGCCUCCAUAUCUUCAGAUUCUGUAGUCAGCCGGAGACAGAAUGUAGUUCUGCAUAAGAGGUGUUCUCCCAAGGUUGGGGCAAUGGCUAAGGAGUUGUACCUCAAUAAGGAUGGUUCUGCUAUCAAGAAGCUACAGAUUGGGGUUAACAAGCUUGCAGAUCUGGUCGGGGUCACUCUUGGUCCAAAAGGGAGGAAUGUUGUUUUGGAGAGCAAGUAUGGUUCACCGAAAAUUGUUAAUGAUGGUGUGACUGUGGCCAAAGAGGUUGAGUUGGAGGACCCUGUUGAGAACAUAGGUGCAAAGUUGGUGAGGCAAGCUGCCUCAAAGACCAAUGAUUUAGCUGGAGAUGGCACAACUACUUCUGUUGUCUUGGCCCAGGGUCUGAUUGCUGAAGGUGUUAAGGUGGUAGCAGCUGGGGCAAACCCUGUUCAGAUCACUAGGGGUAUUGAGAACACCAUCAAAGCUCUAGUAGCUGAGCUUAAGUUGAUGUCAAAAGAGGUUGAAGAAAUUGAACUGGCAGAUGUAGCUGCAGUUAGUGCAGGUAACAACUAUGAAGUUGGAAAUAUGAUAGCUGAAGCGAUGAGUAAAGUGGGAAGAAAGGGUGUAGUGACCCUGGAAGAAGGGAAAAGUGCUGAGAACAGCUUGUAUGUUGUAGAAGGAAUGCAGUUUGAUCGUGGUUAUAUCUCCCCUUACUUUGUUACUGACAGUGAUAAGAUGGCUGUUGAAUAUGAAAAUUGCAAGUUGCUACUUGUUGACAAAAAGAUAACAAAUGCAAGGGAUCUUAUUAAUGUUUUGGAAGAUGCUAUUAGAGGGGGAUAUCCAAUCUUGAUUAUUGCAGAAGACAUUGAGCAGGAAGCUCUUGCUACUCUUGUCGUGAACAAGCUUAGAGGGGCUCUAAAGAUUGGUGCACUUAAAGCUCCUGGUUUCGGAGAGCGCAGGAGCCAAUAUCUUGAUGAUAUUGCUAUCCUUACUGGAGGAACUGUGAUUAGAGAUGAGGUUGGAUUAUCCCUGGACAAGGCUGACAAGGAGGUUUUGGGGCAUGCUGCCAAAGUGGUGCUCACCAAGGAUACAACCACAAUUGUUGGUGAUGGCAGCACUGAGGGUGCAGUUAAUAAACGAGUUGCCCAGAUCAGAAACCUUGUUGAGGCAACUGAGCAAGACUAUGAAAAAGAGAAACUUAAUGAAAGAACUGCAAAACUUUCAGGUGGUGUUGCUGUCAUUCAGGUUGGAGCACAAACAGAAACAGAACUUAAAGAAAAGAAAUUGAGAGUAGAGGAUGCCCUCAAUGCGACAAAGGCAGCUGUUGAGGAAGGUAUUGUAGUUGGUGGUGGGUGCACACUGUUGCGACUUGCAUCAAAGGUUGACACCAUCAAGAACACUCUCGAUAAUGAUGAGCAAAAGGUUGGAGCAGAUAUUGUUAAAAGGGCAUUAAGUUAUCCAAUGAAGUUAAUUGCCAAGAAUGCAGGGGUCAAUGGAAGUGUUGUGAUUGAAAAGGUGCUUUCUAGUGACAAUCCGAAGUAUGGUUACAAUGCUGCAAUUGGGAAGUAUGAGGAUUUGAUGGCUGCUGGCAUUAUUGAUCCAACGAAGGUGAUAAGAUGCUGCCUGGAGCAUGCAGCUUCAGUUGCAAGGACCUUCCUCACAUCUGAUGCUGUGGUAGUGGACAUCAAGGAACCUGAACCUAUUGCUGCAGGAAACCCCAUGGAUAAUUCAGGUUAUGGAUACUGAGAUGUGGAGCCUUGCUAUGGCAAGGACAUCCCCUGUUAUGACGGGUACGUGAAUAUUGAAAAGGUUCAAGAAGAAAGCAAGCAUAUUGAAUUAGCUGUUAAAUAAGAGACCUACAUUUUUUUUUUCAUCUCUCUCUCUCUCUCCCCUUUUCUUUUUUGGGUUUUCCUUUCUAAAUUUUCCAAUCACAGAGAUGAUUAUCUUGAUUUUAAUUCUAGUGCAGGUAGCUUGCGAGAAUUAUGGAUGUGUUGAAUAAGACAACUAUUUCACAUUUGAGUAUGGUUAAAUAAAUUUUUUUGUCUA